GUUGAUUUUCGAAUGCGGGCGUCGUGGGGGUUCGAGAUUUUUCAGAAUUUUUUAUUUUCUGGCUGUACUCGGUUUCCUAAUGGAAUCACGGGAGUUGUCGUCCAAUCUGCUUGUAAAAGCCUUGAUCGUGAAUCUUGAAUCUUACCGGGGAGAUCCGAUUUGCCUCAACUCCUACACGCUUUUGGAGUUUGAUAAGCUGAUGGCGAAAGUUAAAUCGUUCUUGUCCCAUUGUACAAUUUUCGAACCUAGCAAAGAAGACGAGGACGAGGUGAAUAAGCUUCUGGAUAAUGGCUAUCUUCCUGCAGAAAUCAUUAGAUGCCGUGAGUGCAAUGAAUCAUUCGAGAGCCAUCAUACGUUCAAGGCUCAUCUGCAAAGCAAGCACGGAAUCUUCUUCAAUGCUGGACCAAAGCUAUCUUCUAUUCCAUCGCCACAAGUAUCACCAGCACAGGCAACUCCGCCAGCACAGGCAACUCCGCCAGCACAGGCAACUCCGCCAGCACAGGCAACUCCGCCAGCACAGGUUUCAUUUUUGGAACGUAAUUGCAUACCAAAGACGAGCGAGAAUCUCUCGAAAAGCACCAAAAAAUUCCUGGGCAAGGAUCCAAAUAAUAUUGCUAGAGUUCACAUGGCCAUGAGUGAUCUGAUUCGAAACGACUCGAAAAUCUUCAACCAAUUAUUACAACUGCGAAACGUGCUUUUUCCGCACUUUCCACGUGCCAUUUGCUACCCGUUUGGAUCGCGCUGCAUCGGAACCGCUUCAAUUACCAGCGAUAUUGAUGUGUUCGUUGACUUGGAAGGCACUUUCUGUGGUCGUGAGGGAAAGGACGAUGAUGUCAUUAGUCCGCAGGAAGCGGUCGAGAAAGUCCAAUCUAUCUUGGAGGCUACAUCCCUUUGGUCGAUAGAGGGUGCGAAUCCCAAGGCGAGGGUGCCAUUGUUGAAAGUGGUGCACUUGCAUACUGGCACAAAAUGCGAUCUCACCUUCACCAAUGGUCUGGGAUGUUGCAAUACCAAGUUGCUGGAAUAUCUAUUCAGCCUGCAGCCGACCAGUCGUGCCCUGUUAUGUUAUCUGAAGCAAUGGAACAUCGAUAGCUGCCUGACUAGCUACACCAUUGCCCUAAUGGUGAUCUUCUUUUAUCAGUGCCAUGGACUGCUCCCUUCGAUAGAAUUUUUGCAAAGAAAUCCGGAUUGUAUCAAGAAUAUUGAUUUUUGGAACGCCGGGUUUGAAACUCUGUCCCUUUCGGAACUGGCAAUGGUGGAAUGUAAGGAGGCAGUCAGUGAUUUAUCACGCAGAUUUUUCUAUUUCUACAGCAACGAAGACGGGGGGUUCUCGUGGGAUACCGACAUCGUGUGCCCAUUCCUGGGAAGGCUUGGAAUCACAAAGAUGAUGUUUGCGGACCCCAACCUAACUGAUUUACCGCGCGAAAUGGUACGAUUUCAAUACUACAUGACCAAACACUGGCAGGAAACAGACCGUUUGAAGCUUUUUGCCUACGAUCGACCGUUCGUAGUUCAAGAUCCGAUCGAUCUAUCGCACAACGUUGCCAAAGGUGUACCCCCCGUGAAGGCGGCCAAAUUUAUACGUUAUUUCUAUCUUAGUGCGAAUUUUCCGUCCUAGUUGUAGAAAGUAGCCAGACUUGACUUGAAGUAUCAUACAAGCGCUAUGGUUACAGAGAACAAGAACGUCUUAUCACCAAAUGUGCCAUAAGAGAAGGAGAGAAAUAUGAAUUUUACAAGAGGACAGUUACCGGACCAUCGAAACGAGCUGAUCUUAUGAUAUUUUGAGCUCUCUUUAAGGAAUCUGAUGAAGUGAAAAGCAAUAAUAUAUUUGUAAU
Anopheles aquasalis is the source of this 1832-nucleotide messenger RNA. RefSeq names its product terminal uridylyltransferase Tailor-like. Gene Ontology annotation, molecular function: poly(A) RNA polymerase activity. Gene Ontology annotation, biological process: RNA 3'-end processing. The record is from RefSeq and is a predicted model, not a curated record. Lineage: Eukaryota; Metazoa; Arthropoda; Insecta; Diptera; Culicidae.